Molecule: messenger RNA, 5495 nt
Organism: Myotis lucifugus (little brown bat)
Lineage: Eukaryota; Metazoa; Chordata; Mammalia; Chiroptera; Vespertilionidae
Gene: FBXO21
Product: F-box protein 21
Exons: 11
Coding region: 12-1643 (543 amino acids)
Molecular function (GO): DNA binding
Source: RefSeq, a predicted model, not a curated record
GGCCUUCCCUUAUGAAACACUACAGCCCCACCGACUACGUCAAUUGGUUGGAAGAGUAUAAAGUUCGGCAAAAAGCUGGGUUAGAGGCCCGGAAGAUUGUAGCCUCCUUCUCCAAGAGGUUCUUUUCCGAGCACGUCCCUUGUAACGGUUUUAGUGACAUUGAGAAUCUCGAGGGGCCAGAGAUAUUUUUUGAGGAUGAACUGGUGUGUAUCCUAAAUAUGGAAGGAAGGAAAGCUUUGACCUGGAAGUACUACGCCAAAAAAAUCCUUUACUACCUACGACAACAGAAAAUUUUAAACAAUCUUAAGGCUUUUCUUCAGCAUUCGGAUGACUAUGAAUCGUAUCUCGAAGGUGCUGUGUUUAUCGACCAGUACUGCAACCCUCUCUCCGAAAUCAGCCUCGGAGACAUCCAGGCCCAGAUCGGCAGCAUCGUGGAGCUCGUGCGCAAGAGCCUGCGUGGCAUCAACAGCCGCCACCCCAGUUUGGCCUUCAAGGCAGGUGAGUCCUCCAUGGUGAUGGAGCUAGAGCUCCAGAGCCAGGUGCUGGACGCCAUGAACUACGUCCUGUAUGACCAGCUGAAGUUCAAGGGGAACCGCAUGGACUACUAUAACGCCCUCAACUUAUAUAUGCAUCAGGUUCUGAUCCGCAGAACAGGGAUCCCAAUCAGCAUGUCUCUGCUCUACAUGACCAUUGCCCGGCAGUUGGGGGUCCCUCUGGAACCUGUCAACUUCCCAAGUCACUUCUUACUGAGGUGGUGCCAAGGCGCGGAAGGGGCCAACCUGGACAUCUUCGACUACAUCUACAUUGAUGCUUUUGGGAAAGGCAGGCAGCUGACGGUGAAGGAGUGUGAAUACUUGAUCGGCCAGCACGUGACUGCAGCGCUGUAUGGGGUGGUCAACGUGAAGAAGGUGCUGCAGCGAAUGGUGGGGAACCUUUUGAGCCUGGGAAAGCGGGAAGGCAUCGACCAGUCGUACCAGCUCCUGCGAGACUCACUGGACCUGUACCUGGCGAUGUACCCCGACCAGGUGCAGCUCCUCCUCCUCCAAGCCAGGCUCUACUUCCACCUGGGGAUCUGGCCGGAGAAGUCUUUCUGUCUUGUCUUGAAGGUGCUUGACAUCCUCCAGCACAUUCAGACCCUGGACCCCGGGCAGCACGGGGCCGUGGGUUACCUGGUGCAGCACACACUAGAGCACAUUGAGCGCAAGAAGGAGGACGUGGGCGUGGAGGUGAAGCUCCGUUCCCACGAGAAGCACAGGGAUGUCUGCUACUCCAUUGGGCUCAUUAUGAAGCAUAAGAGGUAUGGCUAUAACUGUGUCAUCUACGGCUGGGACCCCACCUGCAUGAUGGGACACGAGUGGAUUCGAAACAUGAACGUCCACAGCCUGCCUCACGGCCAUCACCAGCCUUUCUACAAUGUUCUGGUGGAGGAUGGUUCUUGCCGCUAUGCAGCCCAAGAAAACUUGGAAUAUAAUGUGGAGCCUCAAGAAAUCUCGCACCCCGAUGUCGGACGCUAUUUCUCAGAGUUUACUGGUACCCACUACAUCCCGAACGCAGAGCUGGAGCUCCGCUACCCGGAGGAUCUGGAGUCUGUCUACGAAACGGUGCAGAACAUUUACAGUGCGAAGAAGGAGAACGCAGAGUAAAGGCCAGUAGAGGACAUUGUGCCUUUGCUGCUGCUGCUACUUCCAGGAGAACAGGACUCCAGGAGUCCCUGGGUCCCUUUGGACAUGACCACCAGGCAGCCCCUUGGUCCGGAGUGCUGGUUGCCUCCCACCAGGGGAAGUGGCCCGUGCUCUCCUCAGCUGCAAAGACAAUGUCGCUCUCCGCUUCCACUAGUGAAUCCUUGGCAAGGCCUGUUCGGUGGCAUGGCUUGUCUGCUUGUCUGUGGUGACAGUCUGUGACGUUCUGUCUUCAUGAGGGCUCACAGUCGACACGAGUCUAAUCGUUCCUUAGCUCCCUCUCAGUAGUCUGUCUCGCACUUAUCUCGACGUUUCAUUUGCUGGCGACGGGCUCAUACGUUUGCGACGAUUCCUCCCUGAUUUCUCUGUGGCCCAGGCGCAGUCCUGAGUCAGGGUCAUUGGUCUUUUCAGCCUGAAUUUAGCUGCUUAUUCAGAGGUGAAGCUAAGUGAGUUUGGCAGCAUCUUGGAGAUGAGCAAUGUAGUGCUAAUCAGAAUCGUUUGCCUUUAUUUUUUCUAAUGUGUGAAACCGAUUUCAGGCACUUGUCUUUGUCUGUAUUUGAAUUAGAAGAAUAACAGUUUUCCCUCUUGGAUUUACGCUCCUGUCGCUAUGAACCAUUAGUUUUCCACUUUGUUACAUGGAAUUCUUUGAGGAAAUGCAUAAUAAUGGCCUUGGUGAUGGAUUUUUCCAUGUUCAUCUACUAUUCCUCCCUUUAAAGUAACUUUUUUUAUGUUAAUACUCUCCAGUAGCAUGAGUAGGUCUUAAAUCAGUGAUGGCUUCUCUUCAUAGUAGGAAGUACAAUCUGAUGUUAAAAUGUUUGCUUUUAGAAAUUAUACUUCGAGGUCUUCAAAGACCUAAAAAUGAGACUUCACUUCUAUAACCAGAAGAAAAAUGAACCUCAAAAAUGAAAAGAGGAGGUCCCGUGCCCCCGUCAUUUCUGAGUGUCACAUGGAGACCUCUCUGAGUGUGGCAGGGUAUAGCAAGUAACACAUCUUUCAUCUUAAGAGCGUCUGGUCCACGGCAAAAGAAACGAGUGUCGUCUGCUCUCUUGACGCCAUGGCCGUGACGGCACCGGGGGAAGCCUGCACUCCGAGUCCCCUGGGGAAUCGGACCGCUCACUCAGCCCGCCCCCCUCCCGCCCCCACCGUGUUCUUAGUAACCGAGCACUGACAGUUCCACUCUGUGCAGCUCUGGAACUCCCACCACAACCGCCAGGUCUCCUGCCAGCUAGUCUUGUAGUUCACCAGUCGAGGCUGGUGUCUGGAGUUAGGGCCUCAUGACGGACGUCACUCUCUAAGUCUGAGAAUCCAGUUGAUCUAAUGCCUGAGGCUCUGGAGGGCAGGGAUCCAGUCACUCUUGCUGCCUGUGCUCAUUUGAGUGCAGGAUUUUCAUACCAUGUUGGAUGACUGCCUUCCAUUGGUCCUUAAUAAGCCCUGAGGUGACUGAGGUUUGGGGACGCUACCCGAGACUCUAGCAAGUGACGGCUGAGUUAAUAAGCAUUUGUUAGAAAACGAUGGCGAUUUGGCCAGCCUGCCCCUUCCAGCCUGAACUCGCUAUCACCCGGUAUCCAUGGUCCUCAUCAAAUCCACAGUCAGACCAUUAGGACUUGCAUUUGAAAUUGUGACCACUCACAGCACCCGCCUGCCUGAGGCCGGGGGCUUUCACACUACUCAUUUAAAGGUGAAAAUGAGAAACUGUGGAGUAAAUGUUAACCAGGUGCAUUACAGAGAAACCGUGGAGCAUGCUGAGAAUUAUGCUUGUUGGUUUUCCGGUUUGACUUCUUUUCUCGUAGAGUAACAUCGAGGCCAAGAAAGAUAAGAUGGUUUUCCCUUUAGUGACCCGUGUAAAUAUGUAUCUAGACUGUUUUUAAAUGUUUCUUCACGGAUGCUUCAUCUGGCUCCAGGAGGCCUCUGUCACCUGUGUAAGUGGUAUUUGGGCACUUUAUAUUUUUCUAAAAAUGUGGUUUUGGAACCUGUACUCUAAUAAAUCAUAAGUUUCUUUUUAAAAUUUUUCCAAAGUUUUCUCCAUUUAAGAAAAACCCUGUUAUAAAAGUAGAACUUUUGCAAUGUUAAAAUAUUAAAUAUUUGGAUAUAGUAACUUCUUUUCUCUUCCAAUGAAAGCCAAGAUUUUUUUUUUUAUAUAUAUACAAUGAUUAAUAAAUGGAACUCCUCCGGGAACACCACAUGAAGGGCCUGGCCGAGUUUGUCCCAGGACAGAGGCCCUGCCAGGCCCUGUCGCAGAAUGUUUCCCAUCUCUUCUGAUCAAAAAUUUGCUCUGCUGAAACUUCUGACAUUGGUGAGUGGACAGGGUAUCUUUAAACUGAGAUUUACCUGCCAAACCUGAGUUUUAUAAGCUCUCGAGGAAUCUUGCGAGUAUCUGGUUAUAAUGGAAAGACUGCAGCUUUUCAGUUCUGUUAAAAGUGUGUGUUUGUAAAACGAGAACUUCAAAAGCUUUGAGGGAAGCCCAGGUUCUCGGUGUGUCGUUAAUGUGGACCCGAAAGCUGCGCGACAGGCCGCCCGACCAGAAUGUCCUGCCGAGUGCUGAUGCUCCGCGAUGUCACCGCGCAUCGUGUGGGAGGAAACUGUCGUGGGCUAAACAGUCACCCGGGCCCUGCAGUGCUGCGGCGCGUUGUGACUCCAGGAGUGUGUGCUGCGCCUGCCUUCCUGACGUCCCAGCUUGGGACGUCCCCCUGGACAGGCACACGUGCCCGUGGUGUCCCAGGGUCCCGUGUGCACAGACCUCCUCUGGGAAACGCUGUCUCGGUGACACCAGUCACGCCCAACACUAAUCUCUACCGUGUCGUUGUGAGACCAGUUCUGCCGAGCGUCACCCACCCAGUCGGAUUCUGAAAGGCCGGCUUUUGUUGUCUCUGCCUGAACCCUGUCGUAGAUCUCCAUUGCAAGUGCAUUUACCCAGCAACAGUGUUCCCUUGCGACAGCCAGCGCCCAGUCCUGUCGCCGAGUCAGUUUACUCUCUUUCCGUACCUACUUAAUGUCUAACUCACAACGUCAAAUGUCGCGGUCUUCCCCGACGCGUUAGAUGGAGUCGCGCCUCCAUGUUCUGCUGCCAGCAGGUCCCUUUGCUAUCAAGGGAGCUACUCCUUUCUCUCGGUCAUGAACUUGAACUGCCAGCAACUUUUCAUUUGAAAGAUCUUGUGUCCAUAAUAAUAAUCAAGAUGUUUGUUGUUUCUGGGAGGGAAGGGGAGACUGUUCACCUAGAGGAAAUGAGGAACCCGUCACGUGGCAGUUGAUUUUUGAAAACACUAAUGGCUGUGUGCAUGCAUCACUUUGUCUUGCUUGCUUCCUUUGAGCCAGGCACUGGCCUGCACUGUGGUGGCCCUCACAGCAACCCUGUAAGGCAGGGCCGGCGGGUGACGAUUUGUCCGGCCUGCACAUGGUCUCAGUCACAUAUUCUUCUCUGUUUUUAAAAACGUACAAACAUCCUGAGCUCGAGGGCUGUACAGAAGCAGGCGCAGGCCGGAUGCGGCCCCCGGGCAUCGUUUGCUGACCCCGGCCGAGGGGCGGGCCUGCCUGGCUUUCCGCUCACUGUACAGACGGGGAAUCGCGCACCCUGCUUGUUUGUAGGUGGGAAACCUGGCAUUUGACAGCCACACUACCGACUACCUCGCAAUGUUUUUAUCCUUUGCCUUGCAGCAACUUUAACUUCUUACCUUUCACUUCUGAAAUUUAGAAUCAAGAGAAAAGGACAUUCCUGCGGUGAUUCAAAUGAUGUGCAAUUAUAGCAUAAAUGUACUAUGGCCAUUUAGCAAUGAUUGUAUUAGGGUAAUGCUACUUCUGUAAUAAAUAGACCUAAAAAUA